AAUAAACAAGUAUAUGUCAUGAAAAAUAUAAAAAGAAGAAAAAUGAAACAAAAUUAAAAAAAAAAAGAGAAAAUUAUAGUUUGAGGCAAAAAGAGUAAGAGAGAGAUGGGGUUAAGUGGGUGGGACGGUAAAAAAAAUAAUCCGAUAAGGCGGACAGUAAUGCGACGGGGAACGGACCGAGCCGAGCCGGUAAAUCCAUCGAAGCCACUAAAGCCUUAAUGACAUCGACAACAAACCCUCACGCGCUCAUCCCGGCGACCUCCCUCCUACACUCGCGCCUCAUGCGGCCGGCGCUCUGCUCCCACCGACGUGACCCCUUUACUCACUAACAACACCCAUCCUCUCUCUAUUCCCACCCGCUCCCCAAUUUUCCCACGCCCAAAAUCCACCCUUCCCGAUGGGCGACCUAACCGACCUCCAAAUAACGCCGUUCAAUGCCGGCACCACCGCCUCCACCCCGCCCUCCUCCAAACCUCGCCCCAUGCCCGUCCGCGAAGACUGCUGGAGCGAGGACGCCACGUCCACUCUCGUCGACGCCUGGGGCCGCCGCUACAUCGAGCUUAACCGCGGGAACCUCCGUCAGAAGGACUGGCAGGAGGUCGCUGACGCCGUCAACGCCCUCCACGGCCACACCAAGAAGACCCACCGGACGGACGUCCAGUGCAAGAACCGAAUCGAUACUAUCAAGAAGAAGUACAAGGUAGAGAAGGUUAGGGUUUCGUCCUCCAACGGAACCCUAACCUCGUCGUGGCCUUUCUUCGAGAGGCUCGACGCUCUCAUCGGAUCUAAUGUCAAGAAGGCGUCUCCUUCGCCUCACUCGCCUUCGCUGCCGGUCGCCGUUCCGUUGCCUUUGGGGUACCGGAAGACGCCGUCCUCGGCUCCGGUGGUGACGGCUGUGGCGCUUCCGCAGAAGCGGUCGGCAUCGACUGCGGCGCUCGACGAGGGUUUCUUCAGGAUGAAUUACUCGGCUGUGGCUGCGGCUGCAGCCGCAGCCGCAGGGGCUGACGAUGAGGACGAUGAGGACGAGGAUGAGGACGAUGACGAUAACGAUGAGGCCGAUGAGGAGGUUGAGAUGGCGAGGGAGAGCGGAGGAGAGGUUGGAAGCGGUGGAGGAGGAGGAGAAGGGUUGAAGAGAUUGGCGAGAGCGAUUGAGAGGUUCGGGGAGGUGUAUCAGAGAGUAGAGGCCGAGAAGUUGAGGCAGAUGGUGGAGUUGGAGAAGCAGAGGAUCCAAUUCGCCAAUGAAUUGGAGGUAGAGAGGAUGAGGAUGAUCAUGGACACGCAGGUCCAGCUCGAACGGAUUAAGCACGGCAAGCGGUCCGGCUCUAAUGAUGUUUACAGCUAGCUAGCCUAGUGCCGGAGAAGCUUUAACGGUAAACUUACGCAGGGGAAGCGUUAUGUAGCAUCUUCUUGAUUAUCCUAGGAAGUACAUAUUGUUGCAGCUGAUGAUACUGGACCUGAGAGAAACUACUGGCACCAACAGUCCCGGGUUUUAUUUUCGGCUCCUUUCAUCUCCUUUUUUUUUUUUUUUGCCAAAAUUUACUAUUAUUCUCAACUGUUCGGGAACUAUAUAAUUGUCUUGUUUGUUGUACUCGUCCUUAGAUCUGGUCCAGUGAAUUUGCUUAAUAUUAGUUAGCAUUUUUUUUUGGUUUGAACUCCACAAAUCUAGUUGCCUUGCAAUAUAAAAAAUUAGUAGUUAACUUGUC
Messenger RNA from Pyrus x bretschneideri (Chinese white pear), 1703 nucleotides. RefSeq names its product trihelix transcription factor ASIL2-like. Gene Ontology annotation, cellular component: nucleus. Gene Ontology annotation, molecular function: transcription cis-regulatory region binding. The transcript has 2 exons. NCBI's taxonomy places the organism in Eukaryota, Viridiplantae, Streptophyta, Magnoliopsida, Rosales, Rosaceae. Bases 398 to 1342 code for a protein of 314 amino acids. The record is from RefSeq and is a predicted model, not a curated record.